AGUGACAAUAUAGACACGACAGGAUCACUCCAGGUUAAAUAACCCAGGUGGCUUUAUGGCCAACUGUGCGACACCGCGAUAUGGCGGGGGACAACCAGGUGAUAACUUAUAAUAAGCAAGAGCCAGGCAUGGAUUUUUCAACCUCCACUAAGGCAGACCCGCAAGUGUCAGAGCCUCCUGAAGGCCAGCGUAAGACUGCUGCUUCCGGUGAACGGGACGUGUGUAAUGAUGCAGCCACCGCAGAGAUGCAUUCUUCGCCUCCUGAUGUACGGACCUUAACGACAGAGCUGUGCAGCGCCGAGUAUACUGAUCAAAAGACAUGGGAGAACUGUGAGGACCGUUGGUUAAAGUUGUUCCAAUUGGUGGAAAAGCAAUGCCAGGACCAGAUGGCUGCCCAACAGGAACAGUUUAAUAGCCAGAUACAGGUCAUACGCGAUGAAAUUAAGAAUUUCAUUCAGUUACGUGGUGGUGAAUGUCUUUGGAAGUCUUGUACAGGGGAUGCUGUUUUAUCAAUGGCAAGUAAUGAUCCUGGGGGGCAUGGAAAGAGAGACGCCAGCUCCAGUUCAUUCUCUCUGCAUGGUGGACUUGAUAGACAACAGAAAGCUUUUCUCACACAAGAACAUUUCCAGGAGAACACAUCUUUAAGUAGUGGUUAUGGAACUCAUUCUGCUUCUGAGCCAAGUGCAUGUUUAAGCGCCUACAGUCAGAAUACCUCGACGGGGAGCAGGCUUCCUACAGCAAGCAGGACUGAAUCUGUGACGCAUCACACUUUGAUUCAGGCUCCUCUGGAAAGUGAAAGACAUUUUAUACAUGGGUCGGAAAACACAACAGAGGUUAUUACUGCGUCAGAGAAUAUAGUACCCUGUUUACCCAAUGAAAAAAAUAUGGCCAGUAAAAAUGACAGACCAAACAGCAAAUCUUUGACAACCUGGGCUCAGAAGCUCAAACAAAACCAACAGAAGAAGAAUAACCAAAUGGAUCUAGCCGCUGUCCACCAUUCUCAAGCAAAUUCUCAAGUACAGGCUGAGGCAUUGACGCUAGAUGGAACCACAGAUGGCCCGUCAAACACAUUUUACCUCAAUAAGCGCACGGCGAGCUCAAACUCCUUGGUUUCUGCUGGAUCCGGGUUUACAUACUGGUUGUUGGAUGAGAAGGAGAUGUACCAUCCUUUGCCAGACAACUUUGGAACUGGACUUUCCAAGUUUUUCACGAACAACGAGGCAAGCGAGACAAGCAUUCCAUCACUGACAGAUCUGUAUAAAAGAAAGCAAAAGGAGUCCUCCAAGUUCCCUGGCUGGGAGCCAGUCUCACCUUCUGAAUACACUCACCCGCCAGAGGUGCUGACAUUAGACCCAACUCUACACCGAAAGCCGCACCGUAGCCCACAAUUUCAUACGGGCAGAAAUCCUAGCGGAGAGAAUAGCAACGUCUCGCUAACUCCAGACUCUUUUUUGGAGAAUGCUCCUUUUAACCACUAUGAUUCAACAACUGUCUCUACAUCAGCCUCUGCUCCAUCUUUGUUGGCGGAAUCCCUGAAUAGUUUUCCGGGUAGCCCGUUGAUAGAUGAACAGCGCUGGGAAAUCGGCAGAUACCAAAAUAGAGCAAAUCACAGUUUGGAGCUCUCUCCCAGAAGCGGUGAUGAGAGAAUGCUCUGUACCGAAGAUGACGUCAACAGUUUGACACCAUCCUCAAUGCCUCAGUCCCCUCUGCCAUUUACAGACGAGACUAUGUCCGAGUCCAAUCAAGUUCAUCCUUUAACUCUGUCUAACAUCAGACGAAGUUUGAGGGAAAAACAUGCGCGGCACAUAUCCGACUUGCGUGACUACUAUGAAUCGGAAAUCAGCAACUUAAAGCAACAGAUCCUAGCCAAUAAUAGCUCUAUUCCCACCGAAGAGCACAAGAAAAUCACAAGUCUGUCUGAGAGAUGUGCCCACAUGGAAGGAGCUGUGACGGAGGCGAGCAAAAGGAUACGGAUACUUGAGAACAAGAACAAUGAACUCGAAACAUUGUUGCACGAAUGGAGAGAGCGUUGCAAGACUGCAAACGAUAAUGCCAAAGUCCUACAAGAACAAGUGGAGGGAAUGAGAACGAGUAAUAAAGAGAAGGAGAACGCAAUUAGCAGGUUGCAGUCAAAGUUAAAAGAACUGGAAGAGGCUCUUGAAAAAGCUUUCAGAGUGUCAGAUGAUAAAGGUGGAAGAAUAAAGCAAGAGCAAAAAAGGUUUCAAGAUCUUCUUUCGGAAUAUCAAUCUCUGGGAAAGGAGCACGAAAGAGUAAAAGAUACUCUCUGCAGUGCCGAAAAUAAACUUUGUGAGGCACACGAUGAAAAUAAGGAACUUAAAAGAUUGAUUUUAAAACUGGAAGCACAGAUCAAACAACUGGAACAUGAGAACACUGUGAAACUUCGCCACAUUUCUGAAAGCCAUUUAUUACAGUCCAGUGUCAAAUCCGAAAUGGUUAACGCAGUCCAUAAUCUACGUUCGCUGGAUGUGGCCAAGCGAAAAUGUCUUGCACCUGGUUCUGAGUGCUCUAUGUUCACUGGACAACCGCUAGAUAACAAGAACUGUGACGUGGAAAACACAAAGAACAACACAUACUUGCCCAACAGGUACAGUUCUCCUCCCGAUAAGAAUGCACCGUUUGAUACCUUCCCAGGAAAAGCUGUGGGGAAAGACAGUGAAAGUCAUAAAAGUCCAAUUCUAAAAGCACUGAAAGAUUUUGAAGAAGGAAAAGUAAUAAAAAGUUGGGGAACGCCAACUGAGAAACAGAACGCAGGUUUUCAAUUGCCUGGUAGGCGACAAACAAUUGGGUUCAAUGACUCUUGGAGUUCUUUUGCAUCACCAGAAAAACAAAAAGAUGGUCAUAGGCGAAUGAAUUCUCCUUCUGGCCCAAGGUCGUCAUCUGUCCCACCUUCAAACAGGAAGCCAACACCUGUCACCACUCCAACUAAGCGGGAAUUGAUGAUAAUGCCUGUCUGUGUGAAGUACAGUCCAAAACGCUCUCCAAGAGAAAACCUAUCCCCAGGCUUCAGUCAAUGUAAUGAGGAAAACCCAAUGACAAGGUUUGGUGGGGCCUGGGAUGGUCCAUCUACAUCUAAGGAUCCCAGCCCAAGGAAGAGGCUUCAGUUCAUGUCCCUGGAUGACCCAGAAGGGAUACAGAGGAGUAGAAGCGAGUCUCAGCUUCCUAUUUUAGUACCGCCAUAUGAAACAGAACUCACCUACAACGAGAGGGUGAAGAAUGUAGCAGAUGUAGAAAGACUUUUUGAUGACCUAACCGAGGAAAAGCAACAGAUAGAAGCUGCGCUGAGCCGGAUGCCUGGUGCUGGUCAUAGAUUGAGCCUGCAAAUGAGAGCAAAGAAGGAAAAAUUGGAAGACCGUCUUGAGAAAAUCAAUCGGGAUCUGGGAUCUUUGAGGAUGACCCUGAAAAAACAUCACAUCUUGCCAACUUCAGCAAACAUUUAAAGCCACCCAUGAAGGAAAAGCCCGCACAGGCUACGUUUACAGAAAUAGUCCGCUCUAGCAGUUCCGGAGCGGUGUACUUCCAAAUAAUAAUAAUACGCUUGUAUACCUUUUCCACAUAAGAGUUUCAUGGAAUU
This is a messenger RNA of Spea bombifrons (plains spadefoot toad), 3592 nucleotides long. It is a transcript of the gene MPHOSPH9, whose product is annotated as M-phase phosphoprotein 9. Bases 81 to 3458 code for a protein of 1125 amino acids. The record is from RefSeq and is a predicted model, not a curated record. The transcript is spliced from 24 exons. Gene Ontology annotation, cellular component: centriole. Lineage: Eukaryota; Metazoa; Chordata; Amphibia; Anura; Pelobatidae.